Messenger RNA from Ustilaginoidea virens, 1893 nucleotides. RefSeq lists its product as uncharacterized. Gene Ontology annotation, cellular component: lipid droplet. The record is from RefSeq and is a predicted model, not a curated record. The coding region runs from base 1 to 1893 and encodes 630 amino acids. The transcript is spliced from 3 exons. NCBI's taxonomy places the organism in Eukaryota, Fungi, Ascomycota, Sordariomycetes, Hypocreales, Clavicipitaceae.
AUGGCUCCCGCUCGCAGGAUCCAAGGCCGCCGCAUCCGCCAGCCGUCGCCGUCCAAGCCAAACCCCAAGGCCGACCUGCCUCCCGUCUCGGCCCUCUUUCUCAUCGACUUCGACGUCAAGGCCGGCUACACCAUCACUUGGAAGAGGGCCGUGCCGGGCGUCGAGCUCGACGGACAGGUCGAGUACAAGUCGCUGCCGUCGGGGCUUCACACCGUCCGCCACGACCUGAUUUACUUUGUCCACGGCGCCCACGCCGGCUUGAGCGCCUUUGCCAACGAGCCGUGCGAGGAGGAGGCGGCCAGGAAUGCGCGCAUGAUUGCCGUGGGCGUCCUCGUACCCCUGAGCUACGGACGGCUCGGCAGGGCCUGGCGGCACGCAGAGCGCUUGAAGGACCUGGCAGCACGACUGGCCAAGGAUCGUUUCCAGACCCAUCUUCUGGAAACGUACUGGGACGAGCAUAGAGAUGGAGCAGGCGACAAACACGCGCGAGACGAGCCCCCCGAGUCGCCCGACUUGCCCGACUCUCCCGCUCAGGAGCGCAGGCCGCCGCGCUGCAGAAAACGCUCGGCAUCCGACGGCGCCGCGUUGCUGCACGCCGAAUACAAGCUGUCGCCUUUCCACCCCGCCUGGAGCUUGGCCAGCCUCCUCGACAAGUUUGGGCCUCUCAUAUUCCCCAUCCACAGAGCAGCCCUGCUGCGCAAGCGCAUCCUCAUCUCGUGCCAUGCGCCCGUCCACGAAAUCUGCGACUUUGUGUAUGGCAUUUCCAUCCUUUCCAACGUUCCCCAUUCCGUCGCCAAGAGACUCCCCUCGUCGUCGCCCGCGCCCCGCCUACGCCCGUUGUUCGCCAUCGGCGUCCACGACAUACCGUUCCUCAUGGACGACUUUGAGGCCCUCAAGCGCCGUCUGGACGGGACGGCGACGGCGCAAGGCGAAGCCGGCUCGGGCUGGGUCGCGUGCACCACCGACAGCAUCCUCGCCAUGAAGGACACCCUGUGGGACAUGCUCAUCACCAUGCCGCCGGACCACUCGUCGAGGGCGAGGGACAGGGCAUGGCCCGCCGUCGAGCACCCGCGCGGCACGCCCGUCAAGGCCACCCAGCGCGACCUGAGGCGGUUCAACGCCCUGAGGACGGGUCUCGCGCGCCUGGCCGCGACGGCGUGCGAGCCGGAUGAGCCGCAGCCGCAGCCGCAGCCCGACUCCCCACGGUCCGCCGCCUCUGCUGCGCGCCUCUCGGCCAGCCACCUGGUGCGCGCCGACCACCCGGACCACCCGGCGGACCAAGGCGUGGACAGGCUCGUCGAACCCCCCACGUGGGCGGCCCUCGCCUACAACGGCUACAUGUGGUGGGCCUCGGCCGGCGAGCAGCUCCGGUCCGAGGAGCAGCAAGAGUCGUCCCGCGACGCCGCCCUCCUCGCCGACUUUGCCCCUGCGCCAGCGCCAGCGCCUGCGCCUGCCCCCGCCCCGACAGGCGUCUCCCGCUCGGCGUCGCGCGAACCCCUCCUCCUCUCCGACUCGCUCGCGUCUCUCAGCGGCGGCGGCGGCGGCGAGCCGCGCGCCCACCUCGCCAUCGUGGCCUACUUCCACCGCCUGACCGCGCAGAUGCUCUCCGUCCUGGCGGACCUGGUCGACGGCGCAGACGAGGCGUACCCCCCGCGGUACCGGGACCACACCCACCCCGAGAUGCUGCUGGACGACUCCGACUCCGACUCCGACUCCGACUCCGACUCCGCCGACGCCGUCGCCGUCGACAGCCGCUCCGUGGAGCAGAUGGGCCUGGACGUCUGGAGCGCCGCCGACGCGGCGUACGUGCAGGACCUGGCGGAGACGUAUUUCGGCACCGGGGCACGGGUCGAGGGCAAGGGCGUGGAGAUUUGCGGCGUGCGCGUGUGCUGA